Molecule: messenger RNA, 1903 nt
Organism: Penaeus chinensis
Lineage: Eukaryota; Metazoa; Arthropoda; Malacostraca; Decapoda; Penaeidae
Product: adenylate cyclase type 5-like
Exons: 4
Coding region: 698-1888 (396 amino acids)
Biological process (GO): adenylate cyclase-activating G protein-coupled receptor signaling pathway; adenylate cyclase-inhibiting G protein-coupled receptor signaling pathway; cAMP biosynthetic process
Molecular function (GO): adenylate cyclase activity
Source: RefSeq, a predicted model, not a curated record
GGCUGUGGACUCCAUGCGGCGGAUCAGACACAGAGCGCUACGUCGGCGGAGUGAGCGGAGUGAUACAAAAAAUAAACAGGUGACCUUUGCUGUGCGUCUGGAACUUAUGGAAUGAGCGACACAUAUUCACGAAGCCGAGUGGUAGUAAAAAACACAUUAUUCCGAGUGUUUCUGAAUGACUGAACUAUGAGUUGUCUAAAAUAAAAAAUAAAUAUAUCAAUACAAAAUAAAUAAUAAUAAUAUCUGCAAUCGAAAAUGUAGAAAUGUAUCAGUAGAGAAAAGUGCCAGCAAUUACCAUUUCAUUAACGAAUCAUAGGAAAUAAAAGUGAGAAUCGAUGGCCUGUAAUGAGCGCCCUUUUCAUGUUUCAGAAAACGUCCGAUAAAAGCUCAAAUACCAUGCUUAACCGGCUGUGUUGACUCAUUUACAUGAAUACAGAAUUGUUUUCAAAGCCAUCUGUGACGAAGGAUUUCAUCUGGGUGUAAUAGUGAUAUUCCCACGCUCGGUUGCUAAGUUUACCACAUAAUACUGGAAAAUAAUCUGUGGAAAAGAGAGAGAGGGAGAAAAAAUACUAGUGUGAACUCACCUAAGGCACAGGUGAAGGUGCGCUCGGACCGAGUCUGCCCCUGAGUCGAGGUGACCUUCGCGAACAUCCCAGCGGCUUUGGAUACACGUGGCGAAGCAAGCGUCUCCGGCAAUAUGAUGGUGGCCGGGGAGAAAGUGGCGGUUUUCCGCAGCAACAGCGACACCCGCAGGAACUCCCGCAGGCAAAGGUUCAGGAACUUCUCGCUGAGAUGCCGCCGGAUGGCCUGGGACGAGGAAGGCGUGAGCAUCGGCGCCCCGCGCUCGUCCUCCCUCCGCCACUCCAAGACCAACGGCUCCACCCAUACGUCCCUCGAGUCCCGCCCAUCCACUGGAGAGCCGCCCCCGAAGAAGUCCAACUGGGAGGUGAUCGAGCACUACAGCAAAUCCGGCCUCGUGGGCGUGACGACCCCCAAGAGCCCCCCCGAGGAGGAGCAAGCCAAGGAGGAGGAGGAGAGCAUCCUGCUGGAGACGGCGAAAUGGUGGGACAUGUGCGCGCUGUGCCGCCGCAUCUUCCGGUCGCACCAGUUCAAGAACAUCCACGUGGAGGUGCUCUACCAGAGGUACUUCCUGCGGAUGAACCAGUCGAACAUGACGUCACUGCUUGGCCUGCUGAUCGUGGUGAUGCUGGCCAUGCUCUGCCUCAUCUACUUUCUCGAGCCAGGAAAAUACUACACGCAGAGUAUCACCAUCGCCGUGUUCUGCGCGCUCUACGUCGUUCUCGAGAUCCUGCUGUGGCGAACACAGCUGCUGAACGAGGUCUAUCUCAUCAUCUUCUCAUACCUCGUCCUCAUCUCCUUCUUCGGGCUGGAGGCGCUCAUGACCCUCGGCAGUGAGCCCCUCACAGCCUCCGCCGGCGUCUGGGCGACGCUCUUCUUCAUAUACAUGACCUACACGCUCCUGCCGCUGCGGGUGCUGGAGGCCACCGCCGGGGGCGUCCUUCUGUCAGUCGCCCAGAUCGGGUGCGCCGCCGCAGGCAACGCCGCGCAGCCGUUCCUCUGGAAACAGCUGGUGUGCAACGGGAUGCUCUUCGCGUGUGUGAACGUGGCGGGUUUGUUCACUCACUACCCCGGUGAGGCGGCGCGGAGACAGGCGUUCAUCGAGACGCGUCAGUGCAUCUCCGCCAGGAUGAACACGCAGCGCGAAAAUCAGCAACAGGUAAAGAGAACGUCGGUUUUGGUUGAUUUUGUUGUUGUUGCGGUUGCUGUUUGUGUUUCAUUUGCACAGGGGCGGGGGAGGACCUGGUGUGUCUCUGUCUGGCAGGAGGGAUUAUUUUCCCAGCUUGUGAGGAAGGGUUUUCUUCUAUAAAAGUUUCAUAUGAAC